Molecule: messenger RNA, 393 nt
Organism: Penicillium argentinense
Lineage: Eukaryota; Fungi; Ascomycota; Eurotiomycetes; Eurotiales; Aspergillaceae
Exons: 3
Coding region: 1-393 (130 amino acids)
Source: RefSeq, a predicted model, not a curated record
AUGAAGUUCUCCGCUCUCGCCGUCGCUGCCCUUCUGCCCAUCGCGGCCCUGGCCCAGCCUUUGGAAGCCGCCGACCCGCAGGCCACCGACCACCCCGACUUCGCCGUUGUGGAUUACGAAGUUCCUGCGGUGGAGGCUCGCGACCUGGAGAAGCGAGCUGUCUCCGGAAAGGUCCUCGUUGAUGGUCUUCGCUACCGGACUUGCCCCAGGACCUCUUGCUCUGCUGUCGGCCAGUAUUCAAAGGGCACAAAGAUUAGUAUCAAGUGCUUUACUCGCAAGGAUACUACCACUGUCAACGGAGACGCUGGAUGGGCAAAGCUAACCAAUGGAUACUACGUUGCUAUGGCCUACGGAAAGUAUAUCACUUGGUCUUCCACUCUUUACGCUUGCUAG